This is a messenger RNA of Drosophila kikkawai, 15326 nucleotides long. RefSeq names its product Molecule interacting with CasL (gene Mical). NCBI's taxonomy places the organism in Eukaryota, Metazoa, Arthropoda, Insecta, Diptera, Drosophilidae. The record is from RefSeq and is a predicted model, not a curated record. Gene Ontology annotation, molecular function: protein binding.
CCAACACUGCGGACGGCGGACGUUAAAAAAAACAGAACCAGCAAGCGAGUCGGACGCGAAAUUGAAGCGACUAGCGAGAAAGUUUCCUGUUGAAUCUGUAAAUUAUUAAGUGAACCAAAACCAAAAGCCUGCACAAAUCAUAUUUCUCGCCUUUCCAUCACAAAUGUUUUCGGCCAGCGAAUUUGCUUGUUAAGGUUAAUGCUGCAUAUAUGACAGGCCCACACGACAUCGACAGCGACUGAGACAAGAUGAGCCGCCAACACCAGCGGCACCACCAUCACCUGCCGCCGCAGCAGCAACAGCAGCAGCAGCAGCAUGUGCCGCAGCAGCAGCAACAGCUUACGGCGCAGCAACAACUCCUGAUGGCGGAGCAUGCAGCGGCCGCAGAGGCCGCGGAGCUGUUCGAUCUGCUGUGCGUGGCCACUACAAUGCGCCAGAUCCUGGCCCUGCAUCGUUCAAUGUGCGAGGCAGUGGGAUUGCGGCCGUCGCCCCUUAAUGAUUUCUAUCCCCGGCUGAAGGCCAAGGUGCGCUCGUGGAAGGCUCAGGCGCUGUGGAAGAAGUUCGAUGCCCGCGCCGCCCAUCGGGUGUAUGGAAAGGGAGCCGCCUGCUCUGGUACUCGGGUCCUGGUCAUUGGAGCCGGGCCCUGUGGCCUACGCACUGCCAUCGAAGCGCAGCUGCUGGGCGCCAAGGUGGUGGUGCUGGAGAAGCGCGACCGGAUUACCCGCAACAAUGUGCUGCACUUGUGGCCCUUCGUCAUCACCGAUCUGCGCAACCUGGGUGCCAAGAAGUUCUACGGCAAAUUCUGCGCCGGCUCCAUCGACCACAUCUCCAUCCGGCAGCUGCAGUGCAUGCUGCUCAAGGUGGCCCUUUUGCUGGGCGUGGAGAUCCAUGAGGGCGUCAGCUUCGAGCAUGCCCUGGAGCCGUCCGGCGACAGUGGCGAUGGCUGGCGGGCAGUGGUUACACCCUCGGACCAUGCCGUCUCGCACUACGAGUUCGAUGUCCUGAUCGGGGCGGAUGGUAAGCGAAAUAUGCUGGACUUUAGGCGGAAGGAGUUCCGAGGAAAGUUGGCCAUCGCCAUCACGGCCAACUUCAUCAACAAGAAGACGGAGGCGGAGGCCAAGGUGGAGGAAAUCAGCGGGGUGGCUUUCAUCUUUAACCAGGCCUUCUUCAAGGAGCUGUACAGCAGGACGGGCAUCGAUCUGGAGAACAUUGUCUACUACAAGGACGAGACGCACUACUUUGUGAUGACGGCCAAGAAGCACAGCCUGAUCGACAAGGGCGUGAUUAUCGAGGACAUGGCCGAUCCCGGUGAGCUCCUGGCCCAGGCCAACGUGGACACCCAGAAGCUGCACGACUAUGCCCGCGAGGCGGCCGAAUUCUCCACCCAAUACCAAAUGCCCAACCUGGAGUUCGCGGUUAACCACUACGGCAAGCCGGACGUGGCCAUGUUCGACUUCACCUCCAUGUUCGCCGCCGAGAUGUCCUGCCGCGUGAUCGUCCGCAAGGGUGCCCGGCUGCUGCAGUGCCUGGUAGGCGACAGCCUGCUGGAGCCCUUCUGGCCCACCGGAUCGGGCUGUGCCCGCGGUUUCCUCUCCAGCAUGGACGCGGCCUAUGCCAUCAAGCUGUGGUCCAACCCGCAGAACAGCACGCUCGGUGUGCUGGCGCAGCGGGAGAGCAUCUACCGGCUGCUCAACCAGACCACGCCGGACACCCUGCAGCGGGACAUCAGUGCCUACACCGUGGACCCCGCCACGCGCUACCCGAACCUGAAUCGGGAGUCGGUCAACAGUUGGCAGGUGAAGCACCUGGUAGACACGGACGAUCCGGCCAUUCUAGAGGAGACCUUUAUGGAAACGCAUGCCCUGCAGACGCCGCAUGUGGGCACACCGGGCAGGCGCAAGCGACGCAGUGGAGAUCUUCUGCCGCAGGGCACCUCUCUGCUUAGGUGGAUCAGUGCCCAGCUGAUGGCCUACCAGUUUGUGCCGGAGCUCAAGGAGCCUUCGGAUGUGUUCCGAAACGGACGCGUCCUGUGUGCACUCAUCAAUCGGUAUCGUCCCGAUCUCAUCGAUUUCGCUGCCACCAAGGACAUGAGUCCCGUGGAGUGCAACGAGCUGGCCUUUGCCGUCUUAGAGCGCGAACUGCACGUGGAUCGCGUUAUGAGUGCCAAGCAAUCAAUGCAGCUGACAGAUGUUGACUCACGCAGCUGGCUAAACUAUUUGGAUCAGAUCUGCGAAGUGUUCCGCGGCGAGAUCCCGCACGUUAAGCACCCCAAAAUGGACUUUAGCGAUCUGCGGCAGAAAUAUCGAAUCAACCACACGCACGCCCAGCCAGAUUUCUCGAAGCUGCUGGCCACGAAGCCCAAGGCCAAGUCGCCCAUGCAGGAUGCCGUUGACGUACCAACAACGGUGCAGCGGCGUUCAGUGCUGGAGGAGGAGCGUGCCAAGCGGCAGCGCCGCCACGAGCAGCUCCUAAACAGCGGUGGAGGAGGAGCCGCCACUGGGUUGGCCGCAAGCGGAGCGACGGCGGGCGCCAGCCAGCAACCGGGUCAAGGCGACACACCGCGUCGUUCGAAGAAACGCCGGCAGGUCGACAAAACCGCAAACAUAGAAGAGCGCCAGCAGCGCUUGCAGGAGAUCGAGGAGAAUCGGCAGGAGCGGAUGAGCAAGCGGCGCCAGCAGCGCUAUCACCAGACGCAGAAUUUCUACAAGAGCCUGCAGCUCCUGCAGGCGGGCAAACUGCUGCGGGAGGGCGGGGACGGCGAGGGUGUGGCUGAAGAUGGCACUCCCUUCGAAGACUAUUCGAUAUUCCUCUACCGCCAGCAGGCCCCAGUCUUCAAUGAUCGCGUGAAGGACUUGGAGCGGAAGCUUCUGUUUCCCGAUCGCGAACGCGGCGACAUACCCUCAGCCUUGCCGCGAACGGCGGACGAACAGUUCAGUGAUCGCAUCAAGAACAUGGAGCAGCGAAUGACGGGCCGCGGUGGCCUUGGCGGUGACAAGAAGCCCAAAGACCUAAUGCGGGCUAUCGGCAAGAUCGACUCCAGCGACUGGAAUGUGCGCGAGAUCGAAAAGAAGAUCGAACUGUCUAAGAAGACCGAGAUCCAUGGGCCAAAAGGGCGCGAGAAGGUGCCCAAGUGGAGCAAGGAGCAGUUUCAGGCGCGCCAGCACAAGAUGUCCAAGCCGCAGCGUCAGGACUCGCGCGAGGCGGAGAAAUUCAAGGACAUUGACCAGACCAUCCGCAACCUGGACAAGCAGCUGAAGGAGGGCCACAAUCUCGAUGUGGGCGAGCGAGGCCGCAACAAAGUGGCCUCCAUUGCCGGUCAGUUUGGCAAGAAGGACGAGGCUAACUCGGACGAGAAGAAUGCGGGCAGCAGCAAUGCCACCACAACCAAUACCACCACCAACAACAAUACAGUCAUCCCCAAAUCUAGUUCCAAGGUGGCCCUGGCCUUCAAGAAGCAGGCCGCCUCCGAGAAGUGCCGCUUCUGCAAGCAAACUGUCUACCUGAUGGAGAAGACCACCGUGGAGGGUCUGGUCCUGCAUCGUAAUUGCCUUAAGUGCCACCACUGCCACACCAAUUUGCGCCUGGGCGGCUAUGCCUUCGAUCGGGACGAUCCCCAGGGCCGGUUCUACUGCACCCAGCACUUCCGGCUGCCGCCCAAACCGCUGCCACAGCGCACCAACAAGGCCAGGAAAUCCGCUGCCGCUCAGGCUGCCACAUCCGCCGUCACACCCGCAGCUCCAGGAACUCCAAUUGCUGCCGCUGCCGCGCCUACUGAACCCAUGGACACCACACCGGCCAGGGAUCAGGUGGAUCUGCUGGAAACAUCACGGGCCAAUGCCUCUGCGGACGCCAUGUCCGACGACGAGGCCAAUGUCAUUGAUGAGCACGAGUGGUCGGAUCGCAACUUCCUGCCGGAGUCGAUCAACGACUCGCAAUCGGAGCUGUCCAGCUCCGACGAGUCGGACACGGAGUCGGACUCGGAGUUCGAGGAGGCGGAUGAUUCGCCCUUUGGCGCCCAGACCCUGCAACUGGCCUCGGAGUGGAUAGGCAAGCAAUACUGCGGAGACAGCGAUGUCUCCGAUGACUUUUACGACUCAAGCGAAGGUAUUGCGGAUGACGGCAAAGACGAUACGGAGGGUGAGGAGUUUAAGAAGGCCCGCGAAUUGCGGCGCGAGGAGGUUCGACUGCAGCCGCUGCCCGCCAAUCUUCCCACGGACACGGAGACCGAGAAGCUUAAGUUAAACAUCGUAGACAAUAAGGAGAAUGUGGCCGCCGAUAGGCGCUCCCUCGAGUCAGCCAACUCCUUCGAGUCCGCUCGCAGUCAGCCGGCCACGCCCCUGAACACGCCCACUCGCGUGGAGAUGGAGCAGCUGGAGCGGAAUGCUCCGCGCAAGUUCAGCAGCGAGAUCGAGGCCAUCAGUGAGAAGCUGUACCACAUGAACAACAUGGUGAAGAUGAACAAGGACCUGGAGGUGCUGGCCAAGGAGAAUCUGGUCAAGAGCGAUAUCCUGCGCAAGCUCACGCUCAAGGAGAAGUGGCUGGCCGAGAAUGCGGCUAUAGCGGCAGGCCAGAAGGUGCCAGUCCCAGCUCCUACAUCUUUGGCAGUUGCUUCUUCCCCUGCUCCAACUCAACCCAAGUCCAAGUUCGAUGAAAAGUACGAAAAGGUGGUAAGUCCACCAUUGAAUGUAGUCGAGCCCAAGCCCAAGCCUGUCAUAGAUUUCAACCUGGAUGAGCUGAAGCCUCGUAAGCCCAAUUUUGAGGAGCGGCCUAAGGAGCAGCUUCCCAGACCAGCGGGCUUGAAGAAGCCACCUCCAGCGAAUCCCAAGGCAGGAGGCAGCACUAAUGUGAGUCGGUCGAAUAGCCUGAAGAGCAACGCCAGCUCGGGAAGUCCGAAGGUGAAGAAAGCAGCUCCCAAUGCCAGUGACAAGAAGAUGCAGAUUGAAGGAAUCCUCAGCACGAUCAAGAAGAUUCAGCGGCAACACAGCAGCGAUCUGGAUGAGGAUAUGGAUAUGGAUGUUGAUGUAGAAGCGGAAGCGGAUAAUAAACAGCUCAGCACCAAACUGAAGGAAAUCCAAGCCAGCAGCUUUGCCGGCACCAUGGAUCACAUCAAGUCGCAGCUGACCAUGCCCACAGUGAGUGCCCAAGCAGCACCCACCGUGGAUCUGUCCAAAUACUUUCCCAACCAGAAGGUCGAGAAGAGUUCCACCGGCAACACGAACAAGAACCAAAAGACCCUCAAAGAUGUGGACCUGGCCAAGUACUUUCCCAGCAGCCCGGCUCCCCAGCGAAGGACUGUGGAGACGGUGGCCGAGCGACUGAAGAAGUCGCAGACUGAAGCCUCUCUGGCAAAAGCAAAAGGUCAGGAAGACAAGGCAAAGACGCCAACUGGUAAUGCCAAGAAUCCAGAGGAGGAAAAAGGAGUUCCAUCCCCGAAGGAAGCUGUAAAAGUAGGAGCUAGUGCCACCAAGCCAGUGCCACCUAAACGACAGGCCUCUCUGGAUACCUUUAGCCUGCGGGAGCAUCAGAUGGAUGGAGCGCUUGACUUGACGAAAAAGAAGACUCCCGCCAAGACAACAACGGUAAUCAAGAAACCCGCCAAGUCGGGAAGUGCCACAAGCCUGACGAAGGCAACCGCCACCUCAAAGGGGAAGACCAUCAAGAUUGUAAAGAAGAUUGUGCCCAAGGGAACAAAGGCCAAGAAAGCAGCAGCUGCUGCGGCCCAGGAAACAGCAGCAGCAGCAACUGCUGUCCCAGAGAAGGAGCCACCAAAAGAUGAAGCCGAACGGAUCUUGGAUGAAAUCCUAGGAGAUGGGGAAACGCGCUCCCCCAGUUCCGAGUAUCAGCGUUUAUUCGGUGAUGAAAAGUCACCCAGCGAUCUGUCCGACAACAUUGAUCGCAUUCUCGAGGAGACGGGCUUGGAUCUCGAACUGGGACUCCCCAAACGCAGUAGCAAGAAGCUGGUGAAGACCAAGUCCCUGGGCGAAGGCGAGUUCGAUUUGCAGCCCUCGAAGGAACGACUGACCGGGGUUCAGAAUAUCCUCAAGCGAUUCGAGUCGAUGAGCUCCGUGCACUCGCAGAAUUCACAGAACAGCGAUGAGCAGGCGGCGUUUAAGUUGCGCCGCAUGGAGUCCACCACCAGCAAUUUAAGCAGCCUCACCCGUUCCAGGGAGUCGCUGGUCUCUGCCAGCGAUUCGAUGAGUGAUUUGGAGAAGACUAUGGACUACCUGCGAAACGAAUGGCGCAACGAGGCCACCAACUUUCUGCAGAAGAAGCGUGACAAGUUUUACGCCAAGAAGGAGGAGCAGCAGAAGAAGGUGGAACAGCCUAGGCCGGAUCCUAUGAGGGAUCUGCCAGUGCAGUAUCGCGACUCCAAGCUGGCCAAGUUCUUUGGCCUGGGCUCACGUAAAUCUCCCGAGAAACGAAAGUCUCCCAUCAAGAAAAAGAAGUCACCCUCCAAAACCCAAAAGGUGGCCAAGACAAACAACUCGCUGGAGGAACUGGCCAAUAUCAGCAAUGCUCGACAGGCAAAGCAGGCCCAAAAGAAGGUGCCCAAAGUCGUUCAGCCUAAGCCCCUGAAGCCAGCCACUCCUGUUCCCGAUGACUUUGAGAUUCUUGAUCUGCUGGAAAAGGGCACAGAGGCCAAGCUGGAGCUGGAACGCUCCAAGACCAAGAGUCCGGCUGUCGAGCAGCCCGUUAAAGACAUGCCCAAAGAAGCUAUAGCAGAGGUUCCUCUACCCGUGGAAGAUAUUAAGAAUCUACCCAAGACUGGGUGUGACAAGUCCUUGAACAGCUCACGCCGUGGCUCUCAGUCCAGCUUGGUUAUGUCGCGCCGUCCCUCGGAGAUUUCUUUGAACGAGAAACUCAACCAGGAUGCGCUGAUUGCAUUGAGCAAUCUGGAAAAGGAACGGGAAGCUGAGCAAGUAGACGAACUGUUCCAGAACAUGGUGGAAGAAAUGGAGGAGGCGCAGGCGCAAGAACCGCAGCCCAGCGCCUUAGAAGAUGACAUCGAUGCGGAUUCUCUGUGCACAACCAUCAGCAAGAGUCCCAGUGCCCAGCCCGUCACGGUGGUCAAGCGCGGCAGCUCCGAGGAUCAGAGCAUUGAGAAGCUCUUCGGUCACUUUUCCGACGAGAUGUUGGUGAAUGUGGAAUUCGAUUCCAACGAUGAGUUAGUAGGCAUCACACCACGGGCUACCCUAGUUUCCAGGGACUCUGCGGAUCGGGAUUAUCUGGAUAAGCUGGAGUCCCUGGAACGCGACGAGGACACUUUCCAGCCCGUUGUUGGAGACAAAUUCCAGCAGGAGUAUGGCCAGGAUGAGGUGGACAGCCUGCACUUUCCAUCGCGCCCACAGCGAAGACCCAAAAGCAGCUCCUCAUCCAGUGAGCCGUCGUUGCCGGUGGUUCCGCAAAGGCUAAAAAAGAAGCUGGCAAAACUCGACCCGGAAGAUAUGGCUCCCUCGGUGCAGGAUCUCCUCCAGCAGGUUUACGCAAAGAAUUCAGAGUCUCCAGCUGUGGAAGUGAUUCCUGUUGAAGGCGCACGCACUCUGCGGUUCCCUAGUAUGUCGGUGGAGGAAUAUGUCGAUGAAGUCGAUAACCCAAGGGAUCACGUUGUCCUGGAGAAUGGUACACCGCCAAAAGAAGUCGCAGAACCAACUGAGACUCAAGAGAAAGAGAAUCCAGUGGAGGAAGCUCAUCAGGCAGUGAUGCAAACUUCCAACCAAUCGCCAGUUAGCCAGAAUAACUUCCUUAAGAGCGAGAACUCCUCCGAAAGCAGCCUGGUGGAGGUGCCUAAAAUAAUCACCCCGCCCAAGGUACGCAGCAAGGAGAACUCCGCGGAUUGGGACAUGGAGAAGCUGCCAGCUUCCCCCAUGCCGCGUCGAAGGCUGCUCCAAGGCCAGACACCUUCCCAGACCCAGAGUCUGGCCAGCAAGGAGAGCUCCCUGGAAUGGGACAUGGAGAAGCUGCCCAGCAGCCCCAUGCCACCGAGGAGGAACAAUCGUAUGCGGCCCGUCUCCCCCAGCAACAAUUCUGUGCAGCUCCUCAACAAUCUCCCCUCGGACGGUGACGAUGAGGCAGCCCAGCGGCGCCUCAUCGAAGACUUCGAGCGGGAGCGACGCCAGGCGCUGAUCAAGCGCGACGAGAACUUCGAGGCCACGGCAGCGGAGCAGCGCCGACGGGACUCUCUGCAGAGCAGCAGCAACUCGAGCAGCAAGCGCAGCCUGCCCCCGCCCACGCCGCCCUCAAAGAUGGGCUCCCGUCGCGGCACCACCCAGGACACGAAUCGCACUCAAGAGACGAGCACACGGCACGAGGGCACGCCGCCCAUGUUCAAAAAGCUGGACGUCGACGGCACUGCCACUCCCAUGGACUCCACCACCUGCUCCACGCGGCGCAGCUCGUUUGCAUUUAUAGAGUUACAGGACAACAAGCCGGUCAUUGUGCCCAUGCCCAAGAAGCUGAAGCUGCCGAAGCCGGAUCAGCCCAGGUUUGUUCCCGAGCCGGUGGCCGUUGAUGAGCCCGUGCCGGAGGUGUUCCAGGGUCGCUCUUGGCCCAAGGCCCAGCUGGAAGGUGUUGAGGGUGAUCUCGAGGAUCUAGAUGAGGAGGAGCAGGCGGAGAAGCUGAAGCAACAGCUUCCGGAGUAUGCCCGCUCCGAUGGCCCACCUUCAGCUGCCUUCAAGAACCGAAAGUGGCCAGACGGCAAGACCGUUUUCGACCAACGAGCUGAAUCCCUGGAAGAGGAGGAUGUCCUCAGCGGCCUCCUAGGCGCCAAGAGACGAGGUUCCCAAAGGUUCAGGGACAAGCCGCGCUCCCAGUCGCCGCAGCCCUUCAAGCCGCUGGCCAACAGCUCCCGGCAGAGCUCCAAGUCGUUCAGUGACCUCAAAAAGGGACCGUCCCUGCAGUCCCUGUCGGCGCAGUCCAGUCAGGAUACGGACACACUCUCCACCACCACCACAGUGGCCACAGCUCGUCCCUUGAGCUAUAGCGGCUUCGAAGACCCGAUGGAUGCCAGCACCCAAGCCCUGCUGGAUCGCAGCAAGCGGCUGCACAACCGCAAGCGGGACUUUGUCAACGAGCGGGUGGUGGAGCGGAAUCCCUACAUGAGGGAGGUCCUCCGCAGCACGGAUCGCCGGGACUACGAUGACGUGGACGAAGACUUGACGAGCUACCGCCCGCGCCACUACACCAGCUCCACGCUCAACCGUUUUCCCAGCACCUCGACAAGGACAAAGAGCAGCAGCGCCUACGACUACCUGAGUCCCAGCAGCGGUAGCGAUUACCUUUCCCGGAGGCCCUACAUCAGCAGCAGCAGCCACAUCCCGAGCACCAGCGCCGCCAGCAGCAGCUAUUAUCCGUCGAGUGCGCGCAGCUCCCACCUGAGCGAUCUGUUCCGGCGACGCAGUCCCGCCGGCGGAUCCGGUUACGGCAGCAAAGAGUCGUGCCCAGGGCUAGCCUCUGAUCGCGUUAGCCAAUUGAUUGAAAGUAAAUGCACCUGGGUACGAUCUACGAAGGUCCAGACCGAGUCCGAGACCAGUUCACCAGACGAGGUUGAACUCAACUCUGCCACUGAGAUAUCCACCGAUUCCGAGUUCGACAACGAUGAGAUCAUACGCCAGGCGCCCAAAAUCUUCAUCGAUGACACCCAUCUAAGAAAGCCCACAAAAGUACAGAUCAAGUCCACCAUGAUAGGACCUAAUGCUGCUGCCGCCGCCGCUGCUGGACUCCACCAAAAGCAGGUAGCGGCGCGGGAGAAGGGUGGCAGCUACUUGCCCAAGUACCAGCCCCAACCUCCUCUGCCGCAGUUCAAGCCACUGGUACAGGUGGAUCCAACCCUGCUGAUUAGCAGCCAGCGUGCUCCUCUACAGAAUCCACGUCCUGGCGACUACCUGCUCAACAAGACGGCCAGCACCGAGGGCAUUGCUUCCAAGAAGAGCCUGGAGCUGAAGAAGCGCUAUCUGCUGGGGGAGCCGGCCAAUGGCAACAAGAUCCAGAAGUCGGGCUCCACAUCGGUGCUGGACUCGCGUAUCCGCAGCUUCCAGUCGAACAUCUCGGAGUGCCAGAAGCUGCUCAAUCCCAGCAGCGAUAUCAGCGCCGGUAUGCGAACGUUCCUGGAUCGGACGAAGCUGGGCGAGGGCAGCAGUCAGUCCAACGAGUUGAUGCGUUCCGCCACCAGCAAUGUAAUCAACGACUUGCGCGUCGAGCUGCGGAUACAGAAAGCGCCCUCCAGCCACUCCACGGACAACGAGAAGGAGAACGUGUUCGUGAACUGCAAGAACGAGCUGAACAAGGGAAUGGAGUACACGGAUGCGGUGAAUGCCACGCUGCUGGACCAGCUGGCCCGAAAGAGUUCGCCCACCACGCAGGCGGCCAACAAGACGGUGAUUGAAGUGAUUGACCUGGUGACGCCCGAGAAGCCGGUGCCCAUUAUUGAUCUCACUGGGAAUGACACGCCCAAGAAGCAGCUGGAGGCGGAUGACAGCAACAAGAUCAGCGAACUGCAGAAGGAGGUAAAGGAGGAGCCCAAGCCAGAUGUCUCGCGGGAUGUGAAGGAGUGCAUUCCGGACAUACUGGGACACAUUAAGGAGACGCCGCAGCAGGGAGGUGGGGAAGAGCAGCAGAGUCUGCUGUGCCAGUCGGACGAAGAGAAGCGCGACUCGCCGGAGAAGGAGAUGGCUGAGCAGGAGCCGAGCUAUGAACCAGACAGCGUGCAGAUCCAGGUGCCCAACAUACCCUGGGACAAGAGCAAGCCGGAGGUCAUGUCCACAACUGGCAGCAGUGGCUCCAUCUGUUCCAGCUCCGACUCGUCAAGCAUCGAGGAUAUCCAGCACUAUAUCCUGGAGUCAACGACCAGUCCGGACACCCAGACAACGGCGGGCGGCAAGCACAAUGUGCCGCGUCUGGAGGUGCACGACACGAGCGGUGCCCUGAUGCAGGUGGACAGCCUGAUGAUUGUGAACGGAAAGUACAUUGGCGACCCCGAGGAUGUCAAGUUCCUGGAUAUGCCUGCCGAUGUCAUCGUUCCGUCAACUCCGGCGCUAAAGACUAGCGAGCUGGAGCCGGAGGAUGACCACGAAACGGAGGAGGUGGAGCCAGUGACGGCUACACCCGAGCCCGCCGAGUGCACUGUCAUCGAGGCGGAACGUCAGCCGCCUCCUCUGCCGGAUAUGGGACCACCGACCCUGAAGUUCGAUACCAAGAACGAGAACAAGAUCGAGAGUCUGAAGAACCUGCCGCUGAUCGUGGAGAGCAGCGAGAAUCACAGUCAGGCGGUGAAGCCUAUUACUUUGAAUUUGAGCAGCUUGGCCAGGACGCCGGAUACGCCGACCACGCCCACGGCGCAUGAUAGCGACAAAACGCCCACCGGGGAGGUCUUCUCCCGGGGUUCUGACUCUGAAACGGAGCCCACCGGCACGGGCACAGGUCAGGUGCUGACGGAAACGGAGUUAUCGGACUGGACAGCGGACGACUGCAUCUCGGAGAACUUUGUGGACAUGGAGUUCGUGCUAAACUCCAACAAGGGCACAAUGAAGCGUCGCAAGGAACGGCGGCGCACUGGAGGAAGCAAGCUGCCCAGUGGCAAUGAGGUCAUCCACGAGUUGGCCCGACAGGCGCCAGUGGUGGAAAUGGACGGGAUCCUCAGUGCCAUUGACAUUGAUGACAUUGAGUUCAUGGACACUGGUUCGGAGGGUUCCUGUGCGGAGGCCUAUUCCGCGACCAACACGGCUCUUCUCCAGAACAGGGGCUACAUGGAGUACAUAGAAGCUGAGCCGAAAAAGCCAACUCCUAGAGCAGCGCCACCCUCUAGCUACCUGCCGCCCCUGGUGACCAAGCGGGAUGAAAAGCUGGGCGUGGAUUACAUCGAGCAGGGAGCGUACAUCAUGCAGGACGAUGCCAAGACGCCGGUGAACGAAGUGGCCCCCGCCAUGACCCAAUCUCUGACAGAUUCCAGCACGCUGAACGAGCUGGAUGACGACAGCAUGGCAGGCCUGGGUCUGUCCCAGACACAGCCAACCACUACCGAGGAAAGCGAGGCGCUGACAGUGGUCACCAGUCCGUUGGAUACCUCCUCGCCGCGGGUCCUGGACCAAUUCGCCUCGAUGCUGGCAGCCGGCAAGGGAGAUUCCACGCCGAGCAGCUCGGAACAGCAACCAAAGACCUCCACGGUCAGCAGCAGCAGCGGGCCCAACUCCUCUACGCCGGGCAACGCCUCCAAGGAGACCGUUCCGCCAGAAGAGGAUCUGCAGAUCCAGUUCGAGUAUGUCCGAGCCCUGCAGCAGCGCAUCUCGCAGAUCAGCACCCAGCGGCGGAAGAGCUCCAAGGGGGAGCCACCGAAUCUAACUGUGAUAGAACCCGUCGAGGAUCAGCCAAAGGCAGCGGAGGCUGCGGAGCCCAUGCCCUCGAUGCGGCCGCGCAGCAGUAGCAGCUCCAGCAAGGUACCUGAGAUCCCAACGCUCAGCAGCAAGCUGGAGGAGAUCACCAAAGAGCGCACCAAGCAGAAGGAUCUCAUCCACGACCUGGUCAUGGACAAGCUGCAGUCGAAGAAGCAGUUGAAUGCCGAGAAGCGUCUACACAGGAGUCGUCAGCGCAGUCUGCUUACCAGUGGCUAUGCCAGCGGCGCCAGCCUGAGUCCCACGCCCAAGCUGGCGGCUGCCUCCAGUCCGCAGGACUCCAACUGCUCCAGCCAGGCGCACUAUCACGCCUCCACCGCGGAGGAGCGACCACCGAAGCCAGUGGAUGAGAGGCCGCUGCAAAAGUCCGCCACGUCUACGUACGUGUCCCCCUAUCGCACUGUCCAGGGGGCCAUUCGGAGUGCGGAUCGCUACAAGCCGCGUCCCUUUAGCGAGCACAUCGAUGCCAACGCAUUGGAGGGCUACAAGCUGGGCAAGACGGCCUCCUUUAAUGGCGGCAAGCUUGGUGAAUUUGCCACGCCCAAUGCCCCAGCGCGAGGAGUUCGAACUGGAGGUGCAGGAGCAGCAACAGCGGAUAUUUCAAAUAUAUCCGCCUCGACGGAGAACUUAAGGAGCGAGGCCAGGGCCAGGGCUCGCCUCAAGUCCAACACAGAGCUGGGACUCAGUCCCGAGGAGAAGAUGCAGCUAUUGCGCUCGCGCCUCCACUACGACCAGGCCAGAUCCCUGAAGCCAAAGCAAAUGGAGGAGCUACCUUCUGGCGAUCUGGCGGCCCGUGCCCGCAAAAUGAGUGCCUCGAAGAGUGUCAACGAUCUGGCUUACAUGGUGGUGGGUCUGCAGAACCAGCAGCAGCAGCAGCAACUAGAACAGGAUGUGGUGCUUCAUGCCAAGGCGGCGGAUUUCACAUCCGAUCCCAAUAUAGCGGCUGGCGGCGAGAAGGCCACCAAAACCAAGUCCGGGCGGAGGCCCAAGGAUCCAGAGCGGCGGAAGAGUCUCAUUCAGUCGUUGUCCAGCUUCUUCCAGAAGGGUUCAUCAUCGGCCAGUGCCAAGGAGCAGGGAUCAGUCGGAGCUGGCGGCCACUCUGAGCAGUUAGAGCGACCUGGAACCAGCAGCAGCAGCAGUGCCGGCACGCCCACAAUCUCGGAUGCGGUAGCCGCUGGAGGAGGAGGAGGAGGCGGCGGCGUCUUCAGUCGAUUCCGCAUCUCGCCCAAGUCCAAGGAGAAGUCCAAGUCUUGCUUUGAUCUGAGGAGUUUCGGUUUUGGUGACAAGGAUAACAUGCUAGUCUGCCAAGCCACGGCGGCGACGGCGGGAGAUUAUCUGAACAACAGUAACAACAGUCGCUAUCGAAAGCAAACGAACAACACUGCGAACAAACCGAAACCCGAAUCGUUCUCAUCGUCCAGUCCGCAGCUCUACAUACACAAGCCCCACCAACACCACCACCACCACCACCUGGCCACAGCGAUUCCAAGGGCCUUGGACGACCAGACACCGCCGCCCAUACCGCCUCUGCCACUGAAUUAUCAGAGAUCCGAUGAUGAGAGUUACGCUAACGAGACACGAGAGCAUAAGAAGCAACGUGCCAUAUCGAAGGCUUCGCGACAAGCUGAGCUCAAGCGACUGCGAAUCGCUCAAGAAAUACAGCGCGAACAGGAGGAGAUUGAGGUGCAGCUGAAGGAACUGGAGGGACGCGGCGUUCACAUUGAGAAGGCCCUGCGGGGCGAGGGGCAGAACCUGGAAAACCUGGACUCGAGCAAGGAUAACGAUGAGAAGCUACUAAAGGAACUAUUGGAGAUUUGGCGCAACAUCACAGCACUCAAGAAACGCGAUGAGGAACUGACUAUAAGACAACAGGAACUGCAAUUGGAGUAUCGGCAUGCCCAGCUCAAGGAAGAGCUCAAUUUGCGCUUGUCCUGCAACAAACUGGACAAGAGUUCCGCCGAUGUGGCCGCCGAGGGUGCAAUACUUAAUGAAAUGCUAGAGAUUGUGGCCAAGCGAGCGGCCCUGCGACCAACCGCCUCCCAACUAGACCUCACAGGGGCGGGCAUUUCCAGCGAGGCAGCGACGGGCAUUAAGCUGGUUGGCCAACCGCUUGACCACGAUGAGUCCAAUAUUUGAAUAGCAAUCUGGGGUCGUCUGCUGGUCCAUGAAGUUGUGCGAGGACUGCUAAGCCUAAAUACUUAAGAACGUACCAAAAACAGCAAGCUGAAUUAUGAAAACAACAAUACUGAAACUAGAACCCAUGAGCUGUAACCGAAACGAGCAAAUAACUAUUCAGAGUGAUUAAGCGAUGAGACGAGGAGAACAACUCGAACAAUAUAUAUUUAAGUAGUGAUCAGGUGAUCAUCAAGGUUAAUAGUGUAAAGGCAGAGAGAGGAAAUCAAAACCAAAAACUAAUUUUGCAAUUCGAAAGUAAUGCCCUUAGUUCUGUAUUCUCAAGCUAAUUGUAUGUUUAGUUAGUUAGACGUUGCCACUGAAUUCUGUCUGAACUGUGUAUGUUGUGUUUUUCUGUUUUCUAUUUUCUAUUUUUUUUAUAAAUGUAAUGCGUUGAUUUUUGAUUGUGUAAAGUGAAAGAUGUUUGUGUGGUCUCCAGUUUUAGGUACACAAUUGUUUAUCGAUUUCUUUGUAUACCGCUUGAAUGUAUUAUUAUUUAUUUGAUGAAUGCAAUGUAAUGUAAUAUGUCAUUUGCUGCCCAAACCAAAAUCAAAGUGAACACAAAGAGAUGCACACAAAUACAUACAUACAUAUUUUCUAUAUGCCAGAGAGCGUACAUAGCGAUGUAGAGGAGCAAACACUUGCUCUGGGUACUAAUGAGAACGAUUUAAAUUAUUGCGUAAUUUAAUUUAUAACCUCUGCAUAUAUAAACAUAUUUAUCGAAUUUAUUAUGUAACUUUUCGAUUUAUUUUAAAUUGAAUAAAGAUUUUA